Molecule: messenger RNA, 3627 nt
Organism: Centropristis striata (black sea bass)
Lineage: Eukaryota; Metazoa; Chordata; Actinopteri; Perciformes; Serranidae
Exons: 8
Coding region: 470-2206 (578 amino acids)
Biological process (GO): microtubule cytoskeleton organization
Cellular component (GO): cytoplasmic microtubule; cilium
Molecular function (GO): microtubule binding
Source: RefSeq, a predicted model, not a curated record
UACAGUAUUAACAGAUGGAUGUGGGGGUCAUAUAGGGUGGGGAGAGUGUCAGUUUAUAUCUUGGGGUGAGAAUGUGUUUGGACCUGGAUUUGUCAAGUCCCUGAAUAUGAAUGAUGGUCUAAAAGGCACAGAGCCCUCACAGGGCAGCACAGGGCAGCACACAGCAGUUUUGGACAAAGUGUUUUUCAAUAAAGUUUAUUUCCCUUAAUCAAUUAUUGUUAUGUUGAGGCAUUUGUUACAACAACAAUGUUUUAAAAUCUCCUUUUUGCAAAAACAAAAAAAAGAAUUCUAAGAAUUCCUUGAAUAUCUAAUUAACAUAUUACAGAAUGUUGAUGAUGUCAUGGUUCUACAGUGGAAUCACUUAGAACUUGGUUGUGUGUAGACUGGACACUUCACAUUCAGUCAGACACUCAUCGAACCGGUUUGGUUGAACAAUUUGUGACAAGUCAGUUGUACAUUUUGGACAGUCAUGGCUUUUCAUGAAACUAUGAACACCUUGAUACAGCGGUGGAAGAACAGAAGUGAUGAACCAGCAAGCCCCAGUGGAGACAGUGGCUCCAGGACUCAGUCCAGGAUCCUGGACAUUGAGAGAGCUGAAAGGGCUGAGAGGGCUGCACUCAUUCACCGUGCAGAGAGGCUGUGUUGGUCCCAGAAAGCCCACAGCGAUGCUGUUCUGGAGAGACUGGGAUUCUCCGUCCAGCGGGACACCCUCUCCUCACCUGAGCCCCCAGCUUCUCCCAGAAGAAGCUGUGAAUCCUCGAUGUGGGGAAGGAGGAUCAGGCCCUUCACAGAGGAGAAACUUCCAGAAGAGCACCCCUUCUUUGAGAAGAAGCUGUAUCUGGGCAGUCAGAUGGCAAUGGUUGCCUGUCAGGCGGCAAAGCUGGCCAAAAGCAGGAGCCCAAGUCCAGACUCCUCCAUCGGUUCAGCCGACACUCCAACUGAGCUGAGAUCGAUUCCAUUCUUAGGCAGUUUCACCCCAACUCCUCCUCCAACCAGGAGACGGUCCCGCCUUCCAGUGAUGACUCUACAGCUUGGUAGAGCAGGUAAGGAAGUGGAUGGAUGCAGGCUCCAAACAGCGAAACCUGUGAACCUGGUGGAAGGAAUUGAUUCCACAAUGGAGAAGAUCAGGCUCAUGCAGCAUCCUUCACCAAAACCACCAGCAGCCCCCAGAAGGACCCCAGCGGUGGCACGAAAGGUUCACGCACCAUCAUCUGCCCUACCAAAGAGACAGGAAUAUCAUCAGGAGACCCCAGUGAGACCCAAGGUUCCAGUGCCUCCAUCAAAACCUGCCCCACCCAAAAGACAGGAAUUUCAUCAGGAGACCCCAGUGAGACCCAAGGUUCCUGUGCCUCCAUCAAAACCUGCCCCACCCAAAAGACAGGAAUUUUAUCAGGAGACCCCAGUGAGACCCAAGGUUCCUGUGCCUCCAUCAAAACCUGCCCUGGUCAACAAAAAAGGACCUCGCCGUGGCACAAACCUCCGCACCAAAAAGCCAGUUGUGGUUGACAUCCGGCCUUUGGCGAACCCAUCAGAGGGCUUGUCCGUCUGCUUCAAGCAGCUGGAAUCAGAAGACUGGGAGGAGAAAAUGAAAGGCUUGAAAACUGUUCGAGCUCUGGCGCGACACCAUUCAGCACUACUACAGACCAAACUCCAUGAAAUCUGUUUGGUCCUUGAAGAACAGGUGAAUAAUCUGCGUUCUGCUGUGGCUGUUGCUGCAAUGGACGCCGUAGGAGAGCUCCAUGUCCAAUUAGGGAAAGCCAUGGACCCCCACGCAGAGAGGACAGGCCGCGCCCUGCUGCUGAAGUUGGCAACAACAACCAACACCUUCAUUCACCAGCAAGCUAACCUGGCCCUGGAUUCACUGGUGGAAGGCUGCAGCCCUGGAAGGAUUAUCACCUUUCUUGUCAACGCCGGGCUAAAUCAUCGUUGUGCUGCAGUAAGGGCCAGCACUGCACAGCACCUGCACCAGCUGGCAGACAUCAUGGGAGUGGACCAGACAUUGGCGGCAGGAAAGGUCUUUGCAAAACGCUACCUGACUGCUGUCAGUAAGAUGGCAGUGGAUGCUGCACCAGAUGUCAGGCACCAUGGACAGGCGAUGCUUCAAGGACUCGUCCACCAGAAGGAUUUCAUCGCACUGUAUGAUAAGGUCGUCCCAACGGCAGACAGGCGGCCCUUGCAGAAAAUCUUGCAGAAGAUGAGGCAGUAGAGGCAGUGGACCUGGGCUUGGGGUUUGCAUGUUCUCCCCCAAUGCCAGUCAGGGUUCUCUUUGGCAUUCCCAAAGACAUGCAUAUUAGGUUUAUUCAGGUAAGUUAUUAGGUUAUUAGACUGGUGACUUGUCCAGGGUAGAUUCUGGACUAGUCACCAGUCUAUCUUGAGGCUGGCAUAGAGGUGCAGGGGUUAGCUCUGUUAGCUCACAGGAAGAGGGUUUUGGGUUAGAACUUGAGGAUAUACUGGGCCUUCCUGUGUAGAUUUUGUAUGUUCUCCCCAUGCCAGUGUGGGUUUUCACCAGGUGCUCCGGUUUCCUCCCACAAUAUUAACAAUGUUAAUAAUUUCAUUAAAAAAAAUGUUCUCCCCAUGUCAGUCAGGUUUUAAUUUAGGUGCUCCGGUUCCUACGGUGGCCCUGAAGUGCAAACAACACCAGCAAUUCACACAAUGCACCAGCAUUUCACCACAACGCGCCAGCAUUUCACUACAACGCGCCAGCAAUUCAUCAAAAAGCAAAGGGUAGGUACAUAUUGGACACUGAUCCUCCUCCUGAUUGGUCCCUGCCGUCAUUCGCUUCUCCAUAGUAAAACCAGCCGCCCCUAUAUAUAUAUGUAGUGCGCCCGUAUUGUGAUAUUUAUGGUGAAUUCAUUGAGCCUGUUCAGAGUGAGCUGACAUGAAGGAUAAACACUUUACUGUCCAAUAUGUACCUACCCUUUCCGUUUUGAUGAAUUGCUGGCGCGUUGUGCGAAUUGCUGGCGUGUUGUGGUGAAAUGCUGGCACUUUGUGGUCAAUUGCUGGCGUGUUGUGUGAAUUGCUGGUGUUGUUUGCACUUCAGGGCCACCGUAGUCCAGGGUAGAUUCUGGACAAGUCAUCAGAGUAUCUUGAGGCUGGCAUAGAGGUGCAGGGGUUAGCUCUGUUAGCUCACAGGAAGAGGGUUUUGGGUCAGAACUUGGGGACAUACUGGACCUUCCUGUGUGGAGUUUGUAAGUUCUCCCUUUGCCAGCGUGGGUUUUCACCGGGUGCUCCGGUUUCCUCCCACAAUAUUAACAAUGUUAAUAUUUGGAUUUUUAAAAAAAAGUUUUUCCCAUGUCAGUCAGGUUCUUCUUCAGGUGCUCCCGUUCCCUUUGAAAAUCCCAAAGACAUGCAGAUUAGGUUAAUUGGUCACUCUAAAUUGCCCCUAGAUGAAAUAGCUUUAAGUCUAUUUGGUCAGUCUGUAAUAGACUGGUGACUCGUCCAGAAUUACACUGGACAAGUCACCAGUCUAUCACAGGACAAGAUCUUGAGGCUGGCUAGAGGUCCCAGGGUUUACACUAGGUGCUCCCGUUCCCUACGACAUUCCCAAAGACAUGCAGAUUAGGUUUAUUAGGUGAGGUAAAUUAUUAGGUUAUUAGACUGGUGAUUUGUCCAGGGUAGAUUCUGGAC